GGAACAUGGAAAAACGACAAGGCAAGGUGGAAAAGGGGAUAGCAUCUGUGACCGAUAAGCACCGUAUUUGGCAAAGCCCCCUUUUUUCCAAAGGUACUGCUCUCCCCAGAGAAAUUUUUUCUUACGAAACGAUGGCUUCUACAUCUCUUUCGCUCCUCCACUUCUUUUUCUUUUACUUGCUGCUCACUGCCAUUACAACACUCGACUUGCUUCGUUACUGUCUUACACACGCUCCUUCUUAAUCGAGCUUUGCCGCGUCUCGCAACCUUUUAAACAACACUCGAACAACACCCGAAUAUUGCGCAUCUCGCACAACAACCUUGGCCGCCCCUCGAUUGAGACGCAUCUCUUACAACGACUUGGUCUCUGCCCUCCAUUUGAUGUGCUGCUUUACUUUUCAUUUUCCUAGCAGCAAUCGAACCAUGCUAGGUCCAAAUUCUUUGUUUUUGUAUCGUUACUGUCGACUCUGUCUGGCAUCUCUCUUGCUUUGCUCCCACGAGUACUUGACAUUCGAUACACGUUUCAGAAAUGAGGCACAUUUUUCUUUUGUCGUAGUAUUGCCGCUCCCAGCUAUAGCUGUUGUUUUGCUCGCAAAAAU
Zychaea mexicana is the source of this 598-nucleotide messenger RNA. RefSeq lists its product as uncharacterized. The annotation marks the transcript as partial. The transcript has 2 exons. The record is from RefSeq and is a predicted model, not a curated record. NCBI's taxonomy places the organism in Eukaryota, Fungi, Mucoromycota, Mucoromycetes, Mucorales, Lichtheimiaceae.